Molecule: messenger RNA, 1013 nt
Organism: Electrophorus electricus (electric eel)
Lineage: Eukaryota; Metazoa; Chordata; Actinopteri; Gymnotiformes; Gymnotidae
Gene: slc35a4
Product: solute carrier family 35 member A4
Source: RefSeq, a predicted model, not a curated record
ACUUUGAGUACGAUAUGCUACAUCUUAUUAUUUUUUAAUAGGUGCUUUAGUCAGAUGUUGUAGUGUUUUGUAGUGGUAUUAGUGCUUUGUACAGAAAUGUAAUUACUUUAAUCAUAUACUAAACUUUUGUAAGCACCCGCAAACAAAUUUAAAGAGAAACAUUUUAUGUAACGACUAAAGGAUUACUGCUAUCUAAAUUACACACACACACGAAAUCAUAUCGCCACCCCAAACCCCCCACUGCAAAGAAGCCAGUUAGUCAGGCAUAACUAGUUGUGUACCUAUCGUAUAAUGCCAAGACGGAAUAAGACGAUCACGGAUGUAAACGUACAUCGUCGUCGCUAGCUACUUGAGGAAGAAUGGCAAAUGACAAGGACCCCUUAAAUCAGCUAAAGAACCUCGCACAGCUCAAAGACCAACUGGAAGAUCUCCAGAGACGAGUGGAGAGCGAAGUGCAGGCAGGGGUACCGCAGGGUGGUUCACUGCUGGCCUCCCCUUUCCUGAAGGGAUUCCUGGCUGGCUAUGUGGUUGCCAGGCUACGUGCCUCUGCAGUUUUGGGGGUUGCCAUGGGAACCCUCACAGGCAUGUAUGUUGCUCAGAACUAUCAGGUGCCUAAUAUUGAAAAGACCAUAAAGGACUAUAUGGACACUCUGAAGAAAGGUCCCAGUAAUUAACAAAAAGAGGUAACUUUGUUUUCUUAAUUGAAGAUGAACAGAUUGCAUUGCUGCUAGCUUCCUAGUAGCACAACUCCAUAUAUGAGCUCUGUUCCUGCUCUCUGCUUGACCCUUUCCUUGAAGACUGAACUAAUAAGUGUUGUCUAAGAGCAAGUGGAUGUGGAGUCUGAAUGAGACAUGGGGGGGGGGAUUUGGUGAAGAAGAGUUGAUGGAAUAAGGAUUGUAUUAAUGUACAUGAUGCUGUGUUGUAUGUCAUAUAAUUUCUUUUGGAAAGUUUGCUGUAGUCUUGUUGGUUAAUGUGAUUUAAAAAUAUAUAUAUUUUAUUUUGCAUAUUAAAAA